AUGACGCAGGGAAAUGGCCAACAGCGGUGCAUUGAGAUUGUUGAUCAAAUGGCCGCCGUUGCGCAAAGUACUCUUGAAACGAAGACACGAGAUAUCACACCACUGAUCUAUUUCGUGAAAACAUGGGGCCCUAUUCCUGCUUGUCAACAAGGGAAAUUGGUCUCAGGCCAAAAGCAGUACAGCUUCCCUUCUACGGUUCCGGAGUUCACCGCCUGCGAAGAGUGUUACCAUAGACACAUCGAACCUCUCUACUCUCAGUCACCCCAACCAGCGAUUCUCGCGCAGCUUGAGGAGCAAGAGGCAAAAACCGGAGGCUUCCUGUGUGAUCUGUUUUCACCACGUCUCCAGUCCUACUUCACAGACGCCAGUCGUACAAACGACAUCUCCACCUUCCGCCAAAAGCUCAUGGCACGAAACAACAAGAUGCAAGAAAUUGAGAUUCAGCUUCGGCGUAUGAAGCAGGAGAUUCAUCAGUUGAAAGCGCAGGAGAGAAUGCACAGGAAUCAGAUGAUAGUUGCGCAGUCGCAGGCCAGAAUCCGCAGCACACAAUGGGCUGUUAGUGGCUGGAGCGCACCGCCGAUUGAUUGGGGUAUAACAAACGUGGAGAUGGCGAAAGCAAAUGAGAAAGCGAUGCAAGCGGCCAUCCUUCAGGACAGCAUGACGGACCUGGAAAACGAAUGGAUUAGAUAUUGGAAAUGA
Alternaria ventricosa is the source of this 699-nucleotide messenger RNA. RefSeq lists its product as uncharacterized. The coding region runs from base 1 to 699 and encodes 232 amino acids. NCBI's taxonomy places the organism in Eukaryota, Fungi, Ascomycota, Dothideomycetes, Pleosporales, Pleosporaceae. The transcript has 2 exons. The record is from RefSeq and is a predicted model, not a curated record.